This is a messenger RNA of Zeugodacus cucurbitae (melon fly), 1322 nucleotides long. It is a transcript of the gene Echs1, whose product is annotated as probable enoyl-CoA hydratase, mitochondrial. Lineage: Eukaryota; Metazoa; Arthropoda; Insecta; Diptera; Tephritidae. Gene Ontology annotation, molecular function: enoyl-CoA hydratase activity. Bases 87 to 1079 code for a protein of 330 amino acids. Gene Ontology annotation, cellular component: mitochondrion. The transcript has 4 exons. Gene Ontology annotation, biological process: fatty acid beta-oxidation. The record is from RefSeq and is a predicted model, not a curated record.
CCGGCAUAUAAAUAGAAAACUUGUUAUCUCGUUUGCACGCGCGGUGCUUUAUACGAAAACAAGAUCGGCGCUGUCAGAAUUUAUAUAUGUAUGUAAGUUCAGCUAGUUUCCGCGGCACAAUCCCAUUAAUAUUUUAUUCCGUUUCCAGACCUUGCAGCGUGUGUGGUAUACAGCAAUUUCAAUUAACUAGCGUAAAGAUGGCGAACAUUGCAAAACUUUUGGCUGGACGUGCCCAAUAUGUACUGCAAGUGGCAGCAAAGCAGCCACAGCUGACACCGCGUUUUUUUGCUUCGGCCGCCAACUUGGAGUUCAUCAAACACGAAGUGACUGGCGAAAAGAAGAAUGUUGCUGUGAUCACAUUGAAUCGUCCCAAAGCGCUUAAUGCGCUGUGCAAUGGUCUCAUGAAGGAACUGAGUCAAACGCUCGAUGCGUAUGAGCGUGAUGCUAAUGUGGCCGCCAUUGUUAUCACCGGUAGUGAGAAAGCAUUUGCCGCUGGCGCUGAUAUCAAAGAAAUGCAACCGAACACCUAUUCGCAGUGUAUUAUGGGCAAUUUCUUGAAUGACUGGACACGUGUCGCACGCUGUCAGAAGCCCAUUAUUGCCGCCGUGAAUGGUUAUGCUUUGGGUGGUGGCUGUGAACUGGCCAUGAUGUGCGACAUCAUUUAUGCUGGUGAGAAGGCGAAAUUCGGUCAACCAGAAAUUGCUUUGGGCACUAUUCCCGGUGCUGGUGGCACUCAACGUUUGACACGCGCUGUUGGCAAAUCCAAGGCUAUGGAAAUUUGUCUGACUGGCAACAUGAUCUCGGCUGUGGAGGCGGAGAAAAUGGGUUUGGUGAGCAAGGUAUUGCCCGCCGAUCAGCUGGUUAACGAAGCUGUCAAAUUGGGUGAGAAGAUCGGCACACACUCUGGCUUGAUUGUGCAACUGUGCAAAGAGGCCGUGAAUACAGCAUACGAAACCACACUACAAGAAGGUCUGAAGUUCGAACGCAGAACCUUCCAUGCCACAUUCUCAACUGAGGAUCGUAAAGAAGGCAUGACUGCUUUUGUUGAAAAGCGCCCAGCUAACUUCAGCAAUAACUAGACUUUCAAGUUAAAAGUAAAGCAUACGGAUUAAAUAAGUAUCCUUAUGUCUGGAACUCCAUACCAGAUUUGCAUUUAUAUAUAUAUUAUUUUUUUAUUCAAAAGUUAAAAUAUAUAUUUUGUUAAAGAACAUACACGUAUAUAUAGAUAGAAGAAUGUAUGUAUAUGUAUGUAUAUAGAAGAAAUAUAGAAGAAUGUAUGUAUAUGUAUGUAUGCAUAUAUAGCAAUGUCUAUGUAAAGUAAA